AUGAACGGUAUGUGGCUCCUGUCUGCUAUCUUAUUUGUAGCUGCUUUUAAUGCAGUAAUCGGUUGUAAACAUUCGCAUUCUGCAGCUCUCUCUCAAAUUCAAUCUGUUGGCAUUGGAAUUUCAUCAUCUGGUGGUUGCAGUAAUCGUAAUAAUCCAAAAUGUACAUCACUUGAACAAGUGAAUUGUAAUGCAAUUCGUUGUUUAAGAACAUUGAAAACAUCUUCAGGAUGUCCUAUCACAGUUACUGGAGGCACAGAAACUGGUCAUGCUGGUGGGACAUAUUCACAUUCGAAUGGAUACAAAAUUGAUAUUUCACUUAAUUCAUGUAUUAAUUCAUAUAUUACAAAACAAUUUCCUUUUAUUGGUAAACGAGGUGAUGGCGCUUCUCAAUAUAAAGCAUCAAGUGGCAAUGUUUAUGCUCAAGAAGGCAAUCAUUGGGAUAUUACAUUCACUGCCCAAUUUAUAACUGUUGUUAACAGUUCUCACUUUUUGGGUGGCACUAUCAAUUGGCGUAUACAGAAUUCAUCAAUUCAUAGUACAUGGGUAGCUAUACUUAUUACUCAAACAUAUUCUUGGACAUAUACUCCUGGAAAAUGUGAUCACGGUCAAAUUGCUACACAUCAAGCAGUAUCUGGUUCAGCAGGAACACUAACUUGUUCACCUAGUUGUCCGACUGGUUUUGGAAGUGUAUCUGCUGUACCUUAUUGUACUGAUGUUUCCUCACUCAAUGGAAUCGCAGUUGGACAACGUUCAGACAUAGUUUUAAUACCAGCAGGCAGCGAUUUUUCAGCGAUUUAUGCAAGUGGUGCAUGGGGUAGUCUAACAUUAGGCGGAUUUGGUUGGUCUAUUUCAUCACAUAUUAAGCUAGUAAGAAGAUCCGAUAAUGGCAUGUUUAACAAUGCUCCAGUAGCCACCGUCAUGUCUCCAAUCAUUAUCCAACAGAAUAGAAAGACACUAAUUCCUAUUUCAGUCAGCGAUGCUGAUGGAGAUAUUGUUCUAUGUCGUUGGGCUACUACUUCGAAUGGUGUUGAUGAAUGUGGUUCCGUAUGUCCAUCACAUUCAUUACCAGCCAAUACGGUGAUUUAUCCAAACUGUACUAUUGAAGUUACUGGUACAAUUGCUGGUAGUCGAUAUGCUAUAGCACUCAUGGCAGAGGAUUUCAUCAAUUCAACUAGUACAACACCAUUAAGUUCAGUACCUGUUCAAUUUCUUCUUGAAGUCUUUACUCCAUCAUCAUGUUCUAAUCUACCUGAAGUAUCGCUUAAUGGAAAAUCAUGCACACCAAUUAAAGUCAAUGAAACGUUCACAUCCCAAUUACUUGGUAUAAAUGAUUGUGGAGAAAAUGUUACUAUUAUUGAUAUAUCUACAUUGUCUUUUUCUGGAAUGACUCAAGGAUCUCUUGACAAAUUAAGUUCUCACAUUUAUUAUAAAAAUUUAACUUGGACACCAACUAUUGAUCAACUUGGCUAUCAAGUUAUGUGUGCAAUAGCUUUGAACAGUCAACAUGCACAAUCAUCCCAACAUUGUUUCACGUUUUAUGUAACAGAAAAUGGUACAGAUACAUGUCCUGGAGUUAUAGACAAUAGUACAACGACAAUCCUAUCAACAUCAACAUCAACAUCAACAUCAACAUCAACAUCAACAUCAACAUCAACCUCAACCUCAACCUCAACAUCAACCUCAACAUCAACCCAAAUACUAACAUCUAAUUGUAUUAAUUGGCCAUUGAUUGCAAGUCUUGCUGCUUUAGCUUGUCUAACUACGACUUGUAAUUGUUGUUUACUUUCCCAUUGGUAUAAAGGUUAUAAAAAUAAACGACAACGUAAAUCCGACAAAUACGAUUCAUCUAAAAUCUCAACGUCUUUAAUAUCUACAUCAAAGACUAGUUCUACUGUGAUGCCCGUCAAUACUGUCUGUUCUGUUUCGAAUGAGAAUAUGCAUAAAUCAAAUAUUGAUGAAACACCUGUGAAUCGUAUAGAAGGUAAAGAUUUGUGUUUUACUAAGCUUUAUACGAACUAUUAUUCAUUAAAAGUUGACAAUCAUAAACCACGAAAUUUUAUGUCCAAAUUUCAUUAUCCAAAUAGAAAUCCAUUUAUAACAUCAUCUAAUGAAUUAAAUUCAUCUAUUGAACCAUUAAAUCUUGAUCAAAAUCUAACAAUGGUAAGUUCAAAUAGUGUUCUGUCAUAA
This is a messenger RNA of Rotaria sordida, 2187 nucleotides long. The record is from the annotation of a GenBank genome assembly. Lineage: Eukaryota; Metazoa; Rotifera; Eurotatoria; Philodinida; Philodinidae.